Molecule: messenger RNA, 399 nt
Organism: Ectocarpus sp. CCAP 1310/34
Lineage: Eukaryota; Phaeophyceae; Ectocarpales; Ectocarpaceae
Source: the annotation of a GenBank genome assembly
GGUGCCCACAACUGUCGUGUCCGGCAUGGGAGUGUUACAUGGCGAAGUGCCACCUACCAACCGCGCCGUGCAGUCGGAAGAGACGGAACCCUCCGUGACAUCCGUAAGCGACCUGUGUAGGAGCGCUGAAGCAGUCACGGACGAAAACGUCGCCAAACUGUCUGCGGACGCCACACAAAAGAUGGACAAUGUAGCCCCUAAGAUCCCGGUUGUGUCAUCACAAGAGACGAACAAGCCCAGCAGAGGGAGUGUGUUGGCUCGCCCGCUGUUGGUUUGUCUAUUCGUCGAGCGGCGGUAACGCCGCCCGCGCGUGUGUUUGGUCAACAUAUUUCCUUCACCCACAAUAGCUUAUUACCCCCUCGUCAUUGACUACGCCCAGGUCCCCGACGACAAAAGUCU